CGCCCACUUCCGGGUUGGCAGCGUCCCGUUGCCGUGGCAACCGCGCGCAUUUCCUGGCCGGAAGUGACGCGCCGGAAGCGGAAGAGGCGCCAUGAAGCUGCUGACCCACAACCUGCUGAGCUCCCACGUGCCGGGGCUGCGGCCCGGGGGCGGCUUCCCCCUGAGGAUCGAGGCCGCCGAGGUGCGGGAGCGCCCGGUGCCGUUCAACGCCGCCUUCGUGUCCCGCCUGGUGCCGCGGCUGCGCUGGGACGCGCUGAGGGAGGCGGCCGAGAGCUUGGGGCGCCCCUCGGAGCUGCCCCCCGAGCCCACCCCCGGCUACGAGGCCGACGAGGAAUUCCUGCGCCGCCUCCACCACGUCCUCCUCGAGGUGGAGGUGCUGGAGGGGUCCCUGCAGUGCCCGGACUCGGGGCGGCGCUUCCCCAUCUCCAGGGGGGUCCCAAAUCUGCUCCUGACCGAGGACGAAGCCUGAGGGGGGAGUUGGGACCCCCAAAUCCACUUGGGGGGGUCCCCAAAAUUUGGCUGAGCCCCUCCCCCCAAGGCUGGAUCGGCGGGAAAACCCCGAAUUCCCACGGUUUUACCCCAAAAACGGGGCUGGAAUUUCAGCGAUGUUGAAGCGGUGAUGGGCGUGGUUCGAGCCUCAUUUGCAUAUUGGGUGUGGCUCCUCCCUUUAUGCAAAUUAGGAAUUCGCUUAUUUGCAUUUUGAGCGGGAAUUGUUUUAUUUGCAUAACGGGAGAGGAAUUUUCCCUUUUUUUUUUUCUCCCAAAUUCUCUUUUCUUCUCCCUAAAUUUCUUCUUCCUUCCCAAACUUCCCAGUUUUGCCCUAAAUCCUUUUAUUUUCUUGGAAUGUCGCCAUUAUUUUUUCCCCAAAUCCUUCUUUUUAUCCCCAAAUCCUCUGACCUUACCCUCAGAUUCCUCUCCUUUGUCCCGCUCCCCUCCCUUGUCCCCCAAAAUCCGGAUUUCACCCCAAAAACUCAACUUUUUGCCUUCUUUUUUUAAUAUUUUCCCAUCAAAUCCUUUUUUGUGCCCUAACCCCCUUUUUUUUACCCAAACCUUUCCUUUCUCUUCCUUGUUUUUCCCAAAAUCCCAUCUCUUUCCCCCAUGUUCUACCGUGUUGGAUUUGUAAUUUUCCCCAUCAAUUUAAUAAAAACCAAUUUUAAUUUUGGGGUUUUUUGCCCGA
Molecule: messenger RNA, 1176 nt
Organism: Lonchura striata (white-rumped munia)
Lineage: Eukaryota; Metazoa; Chordata; Aves; Passeriformes; Estrildidae
Gene: TRMT112
Product: tRNA methyltransferase activator subunit 11-2
Biological process (GO): peptidyl-glutamine methylation; rRNA (guanine-N7)-methylation; tRNA methylation
Molecular function (GO): protein heterodimerization activity
Source: RefSeq, a predicted model, not a curated record